Messenger RNA from Pyrus x bretschneideri (Chinese white pear), 429 nucleotides. Its product is annotated as ATP synthase subunit beta, chloroplastic-like. Bases 1 to 429 code for a protein of 142 amino acids. Gene Ontology annotation, biological process: proton motive force-driven mitochondrial ATP synthesis. Gene Ontology annotation, cellular component: chloroplast thylakoid membrane. The record is from RefSeq and is a predicted model, not a curated record. Gene Ontology annotation, molecular function: ATP binding. The transcript has 2 exons. Lineage: Eukaryota; Viridiplantae; Streptophyta; Magnoliopsida; Rosales; Rosaceae.
AUGUUAUUGGAAAGAGAGACAGAUAAUGAUGAUGAUGAUGAUGAUGAUGAUGAUGGAAUUAAAGUAGUAGACCUUUUAGCCCCUUAUCGUCGUGGAGGAAAAAUAGGACUAUUCGGAGGAGCUGGAGUGGGUAAAACAGUACUCAUUAUGGAAUUGAUCAACAACAUUGCCAAAGCUCAUGGGGGUGUAUCCGUAUUUGGCGGAGUAGGUGAACGUACUCGUGAAGGAAAUGAUCUUUACAUGGAAAUGAAAGAAUCUGGAGUAAUUAAUGAACAAAAUAUUGCAGAAUCAAAAGUAGCUCUAGUCUACGGUCAGAUGAAUGAACCGCCAGGAGCUCGUAUGAGAGUAGGUUUAACCGCCCUAACUAUGGCGGAAUAUUUCCGAGAUGUUAAUGAACAAGACGUACUUCUAUUUAUCGACAAUAUAUAG